Molecule: messenger RNA, 2685 nt
Organism: Cantharellus anzutake
Lineage: Eukaryota; Fungi; Basidiomycota; Agaricomycetes; Cantharellales; Hydnaceae
Exons: 10
Coding region: 1-2685 (894 amino acids)
Biological process (GO): mitotic DNA replication checkpoint signaling; mitotic G2 DNA damage checkpoint signaling; DNA replication initiation
Source: RefSeq, a predicted model, not a curated record
AUGUCCUCUGGCGAGGUCGAAUUUGAUUUAGGUGGGCUUUCAGUAUUCCUAACUAUUGCAGCUGUCUUAUUUGGCACACAAGACCAUUCUGGGGGCGCCCUUGAGAUAUAUACUGCGCAGGAUAUCCAAACUGGUGAGAGACCGUUCCAUGGCGUGAACGUCACUUGUUCCGCGGUUUCAAAUAAGGGGGACUUGUUUCGAUUCGUUGAAGAGCUUGGAGGGACGUCUUCCCUGGAUCUAAUUGACUCGACAACACAUUUGAUCACUCAUGGCCCAGGGAGCGAGAAGUACAAGUACGCUCUCGAGCAUGGAAUUCCCUUGAUACAUCCCGAUUGGAUAAUGGAGUCCCACGCUAGAUUCGUAAACGGUGAAGACAUUGACGCACACCAGCUCCUAAACAAGUAUCACCUCAAAUGCUUCCAGGGACUUAAUAUUUGUGUAGCGGGCGAAGACAAGCUUGAGCAGAGGCAUCGGAUGGCGCAAAUAAUAGAGGACCAAGGGGGUUGCUAUUCUAAGGAUGUGGACCAGUCUGUCACGCAUUUAAUCCUCUGUGGCUCAAUUAAUGCUCCGCUCAAUUCCAUCGGCGAUAUUCCACUUAAAGUACAAGAAGCGAUGUGGAUCAACGAAACUCGCUCUACUCCAUCUACACCUUACAACUUCCCGCGAAAGCGAAAAUACGGAGAAUCGUCAGGGUUGUCAACCCACGGACCGAUUCAAAUUGUCUGGUCUGAGUGGCUCUGGGAUUGCGCAUAUGCUCGAGGGCGAUUCGAUGAAAAACUGUACGAUGCGACUGUACAGGCGCGCCCCGAACCUAGAAAAUUUCCUAAUGGUUUCUCUGAGCCCGAGCCUUCCUUUUCCGCGGUAUCAACGUCAACUCCGAAAGGUCAAUUCAUGCGACCGCAUUCGGAUACGAAUGUCGACGAAAACACGCGCGCGCGCGCAAGCAAAACUCACACUUACGCCCAAUCCAACCUCUGGACCAAGAUCAAGCAACAGAAAGUCAGGUCAAAGGAGAUCCUACCAGAUGGCCAGCCGAAAGCCGGAGAAGUCAAAGCUACGACGUCAGCACCUACUUCUGGCGACGCGACAAGGGGCAUGACAGUGCCAAAGACAGCACUAUCUCGCGUGAGCGGGAUGCGAACUUUUGAAAUAGGCGAACCAGGUCCAAGCUCUGAGCCGCGUGACAGUAAUCGUGUCUUUAAUCGCGUUUCUUCGAGAGAAACUGCCCCCACAGAAGCUCAAAUAUUUUCCGGCUUCGUUUUUGGAGCAUUGGUGGGGAAUCACGGACGUAGCGAUGUUCUGAAACGUGAAAUACAGGCUCGUGGAGGCAGGUUUCUGACCGGCAUGACGCCUUCCCAAGCCCUUGAAAUGGCACAUUUUGUGAUCGUGCCGUUAACAAGCACGGCACACGUCGGAAUAGAGAACGAGCAAUACAAAUCCAAGCUGCGCACGGAAUCCUGGCUGGAGCAUUGUAUCUUUGAGGAUCGUGUAGAUAAGUUUCGCAUUGCUUACUCCGGUCUCAAUAACAUGGAGACUACCUAUCUCAAACGAUUUGCCCGCGCCAUUGGGCUGGACAUACCUGAAAUUGCCAAGCGAAAUUUGAUUACCCACAUGGUUUGUCCAUCCAGGAUGGGCCAGAAAUACGAGAAAGCCGUAGAAUGGCGCAUACCAGUUGUGAAUCUAGAGUGGGUUUACAAUCUUGCAAUACAACCGCAAGAUGGCGCCUCUUUUGAGCCUGCCCCGGUCAUUGAUAUCACUAAUGAAAUGAUCACGCAGGAUGAAUUACCACAAAAUCGCUCUCCAUCUCGGACCAGAAGUUCUCGAGCCGGGCAUGAUAAAGUGUCCACUCCACGUAAACCUAUGGCCAAAACCCCUGAACGUCUUGCCAUUCCACAAACACCGACCAGUUCUCGAACCAACGCAUCGUCCAAUGUGCGCCCGACGCGGUCUCCGGGUCUGCCUCGUGCACCUCGUGGGGGAAUAAAUUCACCAGCCUCCAAAAAGCUCCAAUCUCAUUUCGAUGGGCGACGUAGUGCGACUCCGUCCAACAUGGUCCCCUCAACGCUCAAGCUGGACAUUUCUACCCCCAAGAAAUCGAGAUCCGAGAGUGUAGUGCCUUCGUCUCAGUCACCUUCUCCCUUCAAAUCCCCAAUGGCAAGGGCUGUUCGAGACCAAUUAGCAUCUAUCCUUGGGGGCAAUGACGAAUUCAGUGGUCAGGAGUCUUCCAACCCUGAUAGAGUGAGUCUAAGUGCCUCAACAAAUUCCAACAACCCACCCCGUAAGAAAGCCCGGCCAAUACCAAGACAUAAGGCCACUACCCCAGAUGGAUUUACUGCUUCUCGCUCAGGUUCGAUGAAUGCCUCGAGUGGUGCCCUCUCGAUCCCAGACUUGGACCCUCAACAGUCUUGGUCAAAGUUCGAACCACGCGCAGAAGAGAGCUGCACCACCCACUACGAAAUUCCUAUCGAUGAUGAUUCCUUGCGUGUUCAAUACCUUGAUCCAGGGCAGAAAGCGGUGAAGGACCAAUUGAUGGCCCUGGUUGAUGGCGGGGACGGAGCUAACAAUCAUGAAAAUACGAAAGGACGUUCUCCAAAGUCAUCCGCAAAGCCCGGACCUACGUCGAAAUCCACAAGAAAGAGGGGCGGCAUGGCCACUCGCCGAAGUGCUAGGAAAGCCGGGCCUUGA